AUGUCCAGCAGGGUAGGACUUUCCUCGUGGAGCGUCUCCGCAGGUUGCGCUCGGACGUUGCGACGUAUUUAUGAAAGCGCGCCGCUAUUAGUUCAGCUGCAGACCUCGAAGUUUUCCGGGACGCGUACCGCUGAACGGUGCGUCCGUGGGUUCAAGUCACGCUGCGGCGCUGCUGACGCGCUUCGAGUGCAGCAACGCUGGACGUCUGGCUCUGUAAACAAGAGCAAUGCAGCCACAACAUCUGAUCAAGGCGAAGAUUUGACAUUGUCGACAAAACCAGGGCGAACGCAAUCCUGGUGGACGUCCUGGUUCCAACGAAUAGGCCUCGCAGCGCAGAGACACGAACCAAACUUCCUACUGCGCGUGCUCGGCUAUUACUCCGAAGAGUCACAGGCGUUGCGCCUCGGUAAAACUCUGUAUCGCGACACUUUGCGAGAGGUCGAAGCGUGGCAGCGGCGUUUGUAUGGCGAGAUCAGCGGGGACAAACCGGUCGACGUGCCACUGGCAGCGUGGGUGCAGCUGACCUCUUUGCACUUGUGGGUGACCAUCUACCGUCUACGUGCCGAGGGAGAGUUUGGGCGUCAGGUUUCUCAAGCGCUCUACGAGAAUUUUUGGCCGCAUCUUCGUCAACGACUGGCAAAGGACCUGGGGCUCGGUCUAGUUGAGGCGAGCAAGCAGAUGCGCGAAUGCGAGCACAUGUUCUUCGGAGCAGCGAUUCGGUACGACGAGGCAUGGUUGAACAAGGACCAGGAGGCGUUCAUUGCAGCGCUUCAGCGGAAUAUUCCGCGAAUCGGCGCUGAACAGGCUCGAGUGCUCUAUGAUCAUGUUGCGCAACAACUCCGCAUCGGCAGGUUACAUCUUGAGCGGUAA
Cyanidioschyzon merolae strain 10D is the source of this 870-nucleotide messenger RNA. RefSeq lists its product as hypothetical. Gene Ontology annotation, biological process: mitochondrial respiratory chain complex III assembly. The coding region runs from base 1 to 870 and encodes 289 amino acids. Lineage: Eukaryota; Rhodophyta; Bangiophyceae; Cyanidiales; Cyanidiaceae. The record is from RefSeq and is a predicted model, not a curated record. The transcript has a single exon. Gene Ontology annotation, cellular component: mitochondrion.